Messenger RNA from Dendrobium catenatum, 2190 nucleotides. Its product is annotated as probable protein phosphatase 2C 33. Gene Ontology annotation, biological process: protein dephosphorylation. NCBI's taxonomy places the organism in Eukaryota, Viridiplantae, Streptophyta, Magnoliopsida, Asparagales, Orchidaceae. The transcript is spliced from 6 exons. The record is from RefSeq and is a predicted model, not a curated record. The coding region runs from base 407 to 1849 and encodes 480 amino acids. Gene Ontology annotation, molecular function: protein serine/threonine phosphatase activity.
GGCGAAGUAGAGCGAGGUUAGAAGAAGAAGAGAGAGAGAGAGAGAAAAGAAGGAAAAGCAAGAAUCAGAAAUAUGGAAUGUGGCUGAUCAGGUCAAGGAAGACUAGGAAGUCCUGGACGAUAAGUUUGAAAUCGAAUCCGUAUGAUACAGAUCUCUCACUCUCAUGACCUCUCUCCUCAACCCUUUUUGACCCCUUCCAAAAGCCCGUCUCCAUUCCUCCCAACCCGAGGUGGAUCUCUCCUGAAUUUGUUAUUUAUUUUUGGGGGAAAGAGGGGAGGGGCGAAGAUUCUAUUGCCCAAUAGGGUUUGUUGAUUUGAUUGUUUCGACGGAGCCGUCUAUAGGAAACAGGGGAGUCGGCUGUCUGGCUGGUCUGGAGUGCAUACUCGGCUUAAUCAGGGCCCUAAACAUGGGUUCCUGCAUGUCGUCUGACGGCGGCGGAGGUAGCAGAAACAGCUUGACCCCAUCGUCGCCGGGCCCCGGGUCAACUGGUGUGGGAUCGAAGAAGGCGAGUAGGGUUGGGAGGAAGAGGCAGGGUUCUUCGCGGCACUCAUCCUUUGAGGCGAUAGAUGGGGAGGAUCAGAUUCACCGAAUUCCUGGAAGGAUGUUUCUUAAUGGUGCGAGUAAGGAAGCGUCCCUCUUCACCCAGCAAGGAAAGAAGGGGACUAAUCAGGAUGCCAUGGUUGUUUGGGAGAAUUUUGGUUCAAGGACAGACACAGUUUUCUGUGGGGUUUUUGAUGGACAUGGGCCAUUUGGGCAUCUGGUUGCAAGGAGAGUGAGGGAUUGUCUUCCUCUUAAACUGAGAGCUAAUUGGGAAGUGAACCUGGGAGGUGAUGAGUUAAAACGGAACAGCAUUAGCACGACAGGAAGCUUAACCUCAGAAGAAACAACAUCUAUAUUCUUAGAUGAUGAAUUAAAGGCUUCCAGUGAUUUUGAAGAGGAGAAGCUUCCAGAGGUCUUCACCACUCUGAAGGAAUCAUUCUUGAAGGCAUUCAAGGUCAUGGAUAAAGAAUUAAAAUUGCAUCCAAAUAUCGAUUGCUUUUGUAGUGGUACAACUGCAGUCACCCUCUUAAAGCAGGGUCAAGAUCUUGUAAUUGGAAAUGUUGGAGAUUCAAGAGCUGUUUUGGGUACUAGAGAUCACAAUGACAGCUUGGUUGCAGUUCAGUUGACUGUAGACCUCAAGCCAAAUCUUCCUAAAGAAGCAGAGAGAAUCAAACGAUACAGAGGGAGGGUCUUCGCUCUUCGGGAUGAGCCCGAAGUAGCUCGGGUUUGGUUGCCAAAUUAUGACACACCAGGCUUGGCUAUGGCUCGUGCUUUUGGAGACUUCUGUCUCAAGGACUUUGGCCUGAUCUCGGUGCCUGAAAUUUCCUACCAUCGCAUCACUGAGAAGGAUGAGUUCAUUGUAUUGGCUACUGAUGGGAUCUGGGAUGUGCUCUCCAACAAGGAAGUGGUGGACAUUGUUGCUUCCGCCGCAGCUCGAUCUUCAGCUUCCCGUUCCUUGGUCGAGCACGCAGUUCGCGCAUGGAGGUUAAAGUACCCAACCUCCAAAGUAGAUGACUGUGCUGUUGUUUGUCUGUUUCUCGACACAGAUGAACCCACAUUGAAAGAAUCAUCAACCGAAGCGCUAGCUACAGAUAUUGAUAAACAGGAUCCAUCCACUCUGAAUAGCUCCCCAGCUAUCUUCCCAGGCCAGGAAAUCAGGUCUAGCUCACCUGAGAAGCUUCCUGCAGCCAUGGAUGGCGACGAUUGGUCGGCUUUGGAGGGGGUAACCCGGUCGAACACCUUGUUGACCCUACCAAGGUUUGCUGAAGGUGAGAAGCAGCUUUCUGCAAGAAACAAGGCUAAGAAGUGAAGCAGCUGGCAUGUUAUUUUUGCUCUGUUGAUUUUGGCAAAAUUAUGAGAGCAGUACCGACUUUAUUAGUGCGUUCGGGCGUUCUCUUUCACCUUCUUUCCUGCUGUUCUUUGUACCAUUCAUGAGUAGGAUUGGAAUUUUAGUAAAAUCCCAACUCAGUCAUCACUGCAAUAUGUUCUAUUUCUUUCUGUUAUAUCUUAUUGUAUCAUUGAUUGUAAUCUCCCUUUGUUUUUAAUUGUGUUAAGAUGUUCCAAUCAGUAGUUCCUGAUAUGUACUAUUUAGUUCAUGUAAAAAUGUUCUUUUCUUCACCCUCGCAAUAUUGUUCAUUCAUUCUGCACAAA